GUUGAUCCUCCCAGACGCUUGCCCCCAGCGUCCUCGUUUAUCUGUUUCCUUUGGAUGGGCUCAUUGGGGUCUCCGGCUACCAGCUAUCCAAAUCCGCCGCCGUAUCGCGACUCGGUUAUGGCAUCGACACGAGACGCCGAGGGUCUCCAGGUGGACUACGAUCGGGAGGCAGCUAGUGCUCCGGAGGCGUACAACCAGCAUCAGUACACAGCGGUUGCGGCAAAGGAUGAACCGUACAAUGCUGGAAGCCAAGCAGCGACGCCACAGCAAAAGAUUCCCUUUGGCUUGAGCGUAUUAAGCUUUGGUUUACUUGUCGCGCUCGUUACAGCUGUUAUUGUCGGAGGAGCAGUUGGAGGGGGUUUGGGAGGAGCGCUGGCAAACUGCAAAAGCUCGGAUAGUUCAGACAAUUCAGAGGCUCCGACCCCGACCGAAACAAGUGAAUGCAGCCAGUCAAACAGCACCGACGACGCCGUUGGCAUCAAUUAUGCUCCCAUACCAGCCGCUCAAGUCGCCAACCUCACCUUGAACUGCCCCAAGAACGGGGCCAACGGGACAGUGAGGACGACCAACGGAUAUCGAUUCAGCACGUACUGCGGCGUGAAUGCGCCCGACACUGGAGACGGAAACAUCAAUGACAUUGUGUCCAUCUGGGCCUACUACUUCGAGGACUGCGUAGGCGCAUGUGCGGAAAUGACGAAGAACAACGACACCAUUUGCGACAGCGUGUUCUUCAGGAUAGGAAUGAACGGAUCGACGACACAAUAUGGGAACUGCUGGCUGAAGAGCGGCAAGUUGAAGGGGGGUGAUGGUAGUUGGACUGAUUACGAUUCUGGCCGCGUGUACGCCGAGAUGGAUGACGACGAUGAUGACGAUGACUGA
Molecule: messenger RNA, 879 nt
Organism: Fusarium falciforme
Lineage: Eukaryota; Fungi; Ascomycota; Sordariomycetes; Hypocreales; Nectriaceae
Exons: 2
Coding region: 55-879 (274 amino acids)
Source: RefSeq, a predicted model, not a curated record